Messenger RNA from Lodderomyces oxycetoniae, 3195 nucleotides. RefSeq names its product DEAH-box RNA helicase. The record is from RefSeq and is a predicted model, not a curated record. Gene Ontology annotation, biological process: mRNA splicing, via spliceosome. Gene Ontology annotation, molecular function: 3'-5' RNA helicase activity; ATP binding; RNA binding. Bases 1 to 3195 code for a protein of 1064 amino acids. Lineage: Eukaryota; Fungi; Ascomycota; Pichiomycetes; Serinales; Debaryomycetaceae. The transcript has a single exon. Gene Ontology annotation, cellular component: intracellular anatomical structure; spliceosomal complex.
AUGAGCAAUGAAGUGAACCACACUAUUAUUGAAAAGCUAUCCCGAUCUUUAAAUAAACCGGUAAAUGAGUCGCUAUCGAAAACUGUAAAGACGCAAGCUCUUUCCAAAAAUUUGGAAGAGUUUACCAAGUUUCUCCAAGUCAUUGGAUUAAAGAAUGAGAACCAUGCAAAGGAUAUCUUUGAUUACGUGAAUGCUCAUGUAUCGUGGCUGAUGCCUACCCCACUUGAGACUAAGAAGGUGGUCCGUAAAAGCAAUAAAGUGCAAGGAUUGCGCUUGUCUUAUGAGGAUAUGAGUGAAGAGGAAGAAAAAGAGGAAAAAGAAGGGCAAGAGGAAGAGAAGACUGAUACUAGAAUAAAGCCUGUUUUUGAAAAGCAAAAGGAGGCUCAAGAGGGUACAGCUCGACCGAAAUUUAAAAGGAUUAAAGUUGAAGAAGCAGCGAGGUUGAAACAAGCCCAACCGGCUACUCAGAUAUUGAAUGGAAACGAGAUGAUGGUGCCAACCAAAGAGCCGAAACUUGAAGUAGGUAGGAACAACAAGACAGUACCCAGACCCAUGACUCAUAGAGCUCCUCAAAAAAAUAACUCCAUACCGUUAGCGAAACCUAUUACACCCUCAUCUAAGACUUUUAAUGAAUCGAGCCGAGCAGCUACUGGAGGGUAUUUUGACGCACAUGGAAAGUAUAUAGACAACGAUCAUGCCUCACACAAUGACUUUAACCGUAUACUGAUAGUCAGCCAUGUCUUUAUACCGCCGUUUCUUGAAAAACUGAAAGAGUUUUUAACUUUACAGAUUUCAGGUACAAGCGUUAAGGGAAUAGGACCGACAAUAAACCCAAUUAAAAACCUUAAUUCAGAGUUAGCCUCCAUGGCAAGACAGGGUUCAUUAGUUACCCAGAAUAGAAGAUCGAAACAGGAAAGAGCUAAGCAAGCGAAGGAAAGUACUGGGGCUGUUACUGAUACAGCUGACAAUAAACAAGAUGACAAAACAGAGGGGGAGAAUUAUGAUGACCAGGGUGAAACUAUAGAAAAUAUAAAUGAGCAGCGGCGAAACUUGCCUGCUUUUACUGUAAAAGAUGACGUUGUUACCACCAUUCGAGAUAACCAAGUCACAAUUAUCAUUGGUGAGACCGGAUCAGGAAAAACGACUCAAUUGACGCAAUAUUUAUUUGAAGCCGGAUUUGCGUCCAUUGGAGGAGAAGGUUCAGAAAAGAAGGUGAUUGCAUGUACUCAGCCAAGAAGAGUAGCGGCAACUUCGGUGGCGAAACGAGUUAGUAAAGAAAUGCAAGUUGAAUUGGGCGAAGAAGUUGGUUAUUCAGUUCGUUUCGAUGAUAAAACAAAUCCCAAGAAAACAGUGAUAAAGUAUAUGACUGAAGGAAUUCUUCUUCGAGAAAUGCUUGCUGAUCCAUUGUUAAGUGAGUAUAGUUGUAUUAUUAUGGAUGAAGCUCACGAGCGAUCACUCAACACUGACAUUUUAUUGGGUUUAUUUAAAAGCUUAUUAGCAAAGCGCAGAGACUUGAAAUUAGUUGUUACCUCUGCCACAAUGAAUGCGGAUAGAUUUACGCGAUUUUUUGGAGCAGCACCACAAUUUUCAAUACCAGGAAGAACAUAUCAAGUGGAAAUAUACUAUAACAAAAAUGUUAUCAUGGAUUAUGUAGAGAAUGCAGUUAAGCAAAUACUUUCCAUACAUCUAGGAAACCUGAUUCGCGCCGAAAGCAAAAGUUUUGUUAAUGAUGGAGAUAUUCUUGUUUUCAUGACUGGACAGGAGGAUAUCGAGGUUACUUGUGACUUGCUUCGUGAAAAGUUGGAUAUGUUGGAAAACCCUCCACCAUUGGAUAUAAUGCCAAUCUACUCAUCAAUGCCGCCAGAACAACAAAGGAAAAUAUUUAGAAAAAAAGAUGCCUCCCGGAGAAAGGUGGUUGUGGCUACAAAUAUAGCCGAAACGUCAUUAACAGUGGAUGGUGUCAAGUAUGUCAUAGAUUGCGGCUUGGUGAAACAAAAGGUGUAUAAUUCCAAGCUAGGUAUGGACACUUUGCAAGUGGUUCCGAUAUCUAUGGCAAAUGCCCAACAAAGAAGUGGUAGAGCCGGGAGAACAAGCACUGGUAUUGCUUACCGCUUAUACACUGAAAACGCAACCAAUCCAAACAAUAUGUACGAGCAACCAAUACCAGAAAUUCAAAGGACUAAUUUGAGCAACACUAUGCUUUUAUUAAAAUCAUUACGAAUAAAUGAUAUUAACUCAUUUCCAUUUUUAGACCCACCCCCAAAGGAUCUACUCAACUGCUCUUUGUACGAUUUAUGGGCUAUUAAUGCUUUGGACAAUUUUGGCGAAUUGACUGAGCUUGGUCGCGGCAUGAUUCAAUUCCCCCUUGAGCCUACAUUAUCCAAGUUGAUCUUAUUAUCGACCCAGCAUGAAUUUCAUUGCUCAGAAGAAAUCGUUACUAUAGUUGCUAUGUUGAGCGUUCCAGGCAUUUUCCAGCGCUCGAAAGAACGGGCCCAUGAAGCAGAUUUUGCAAGAGAAAAGUUUACCGUUGCAGAAUCUGAUCACUUGACAUUGCUUAAUGUAUAUUGCCAAUGGGAUCUCAAUUUGCAGAAAUUUGGCAAGAACUGGAGUAAAAUCAAUCAAUGGUGUGAGAAGAAUUUUCUUCAUUGCAAAUCAUUGUACCAAGCAAGAGAGAUCCGGAGUCAAAUACUUCAAAUUAUGCAGAAAAACAAGUUACCAGUGUUGAAAUCUCCGCGUGAUGAAAAUGUUCGAAAGUGUCUUUGCGCAGCGUAUUACCAACAGCUGGCAAAGCUUGUGAAAACUAAUGUCAAUGGAGCGGCUGAAUUCAUGAAUUUGAGACACUCUUACAUGAAUAUGUACUUGCAUCCUACAAGUAGCUUAUUGAACUGCAAUUUGAGUCUGAAUUUUGUGAUAUUUCAUGAGCUAAUAUUGACAUCAAAGGAAUACAUGAAUUGUGUAACAUGUGUCGAUCCCAUGUGGUUAUUGCAAUAUGGUUACAAAUUCUUUGGAGUCCCAGAGACUGAGCAGAACCAAUUGGUAAACAGCCAGGGAUUAAUUACAAAGGAGCGAUUUGCGCAACAAUUAGAUCAGGAUCGGGUCUUGUUUGAAGAGAAAAAAACAAAAGAGCAAAAGAAACCUGGCAACCGGCAACAUACCGAAUUGAAAAAGAGAUUUCUAGUUCGAAAGCGUUUCUAA